Molecule: messenger RNA, 1612 nt
Organism: Salarias fasciatus (jewelled blenny)
Lineage: Eukaryota; Metazoa; Chordata; Actinopteri; Blenniiformes; Blenniidae
Product: stonustoxin subunit beta-like
Exons: 5
Coding region: 268-1245 (325 amino acids)
Biological process (GO): regulation of apoptotic process
Molecular function (GO): protein binding
Source: RefSeq, a predicted model, not a curated record
GACUUCCCUAAAAGAUAAGAAAAACGUUUCCUCAUGUUUCUGCCGAGUGUUUGUCAGAGCGGAAUGUGAAGAACGGAGACGGACUGAAGCAGCUUCUUCUCUCUGCAGCUUCUGGAAAAGUAUGAGAAGAUUUGAAGGGAUUUGAGAAGCUUCCAGAACAGAGACGAAAACUUUUCAAAGAAUCCAGCACUGGACCGUGGUCUUCCCAGGGACUCUGAAAACAGACAAAGCUUAGUGAGAUAAAUCAAACUGUUCAAAAGGUCAAAGAUGAGCUCAGAUCCAGAAAUCCUCGUGGGAAUGCUGGAUCAUUUGGUAGAUGAAGACUUUGGAAGGUUCCAGUGGUAUCUGUGGCAAGAUGGAGCCCUUAAAGGAUUCAGACCAAUCCCAAAGAGUAAACUGAAGAAAUUGGACAGGAAAGACACAGUGGAUGAGAUGUACCAGACCUACAGCGAUCGCACUCUUGAAGUCACUAAAACAGUUUUGGAGAAAAUGAACAUGAAGGGUGUAUGGGAGAAACACUUCAAAAAAACCAUCUCAGAACCUGAAGGUGUGCGCUCUGCUAUAGAUCAGAGUGGGGACAGACAGGAGAGAGUCCCUCAGUCUAACAGGACUCUCAGUGGAGAAGAUGAGAACCAGACCAAGGAUGAAGGGGUGGACCAUGGUGGAGAGCAGAUGCUCAAACCUGAUCUGAGGAAGUAUUUCUCUCAACUUCAACUGGAUGAAAACUCAAUGCACACAAACCUCAAACUGUCCAACAACAACAGGAAGGUGACACAUGUGUGGGAAGAGCAGCCGUACCCUGAUCAUCUUCACAGAUUUGAUUACUGGAAACAGCUGCUGUGUAGAAAUGAUCUGAGUGGUCGAUGUUACUGGGAGGUCGAGUGGAGCGGAGAUGUUUCCAUAUCAGUGAGUUACAGAGGAAUCAGAAAGAAAGGAGACAAUGAUGAGUGUAGGUUUGGAGGGAAUCAUCAGUCCUGGAGUCUGAGGUGCUAUGAUGGACGUUACUAUGUCUGUCACAAUAACAGAGUAACACCCAUCCCCUCCUCCUCCUCCUCCUCCUCCUCCUCCUCCUCUGGUAGAGUAGCAGUGUAUGUGGACUGUCCUGCUGGCUCUCUGUCCUUCUUCAGAGUCUCCUCUGACUCUCUGAUCCACCUCUACACCUUCAACACCACAUUCACUCAGCCUCUGACUGCUGGGUUUCUCCUCUGGUUUUCUGGUUCUUCAGUGAGUCUGUGUCCUGUGUAGGAAGGACGGUCUGUCUCUGACAGCAGGGAGGAGGAGGAGCCUAUCAGAUAGUGGGAGGAGCCUAUCAGAGGGUGGGAGGAGUUUAGCUCCACUGAAGAUGUGAUUUCUUCUUUGUUCCAAUUGGUGUUUGUUGUGGUUUCAUUGACUACGUUUACAUGCAGUCAAUAUUCCGGUUUUGGAAAUAUUCGGAAUAACCAGUUUACAUGCUUAAACAGAGAUUUACCCUGUUUACAAGCCAGCGCAUUCAAUCAGGAUCUCCCCAUUCAAACCUCAGCACACAGACGACGCCAUGACUGCAUUUGCACUUCAUGCCACUAGGUGUGCUGUUUGCAUGUUCAACCUUAUUUUACACAGACACCACAGAGGA